Penaeus chinensis is the source of this 1247-nucleotide messenger RNA. RefSeq lists its product as uncharacterized. The record is from RefSeq and is a predicted model, not a curated record. The coding region runs from base 131 to 1027 and encodes 298 amino acids. The transcript is spliced from 3 exons. Lineage: Eukaryota; Metazoa; Arthropoda; Malacostraca; Decapoda; Penaeidae.
CUGGAAAGCCCGAGUGUCAGCCGCGUCUUCGGCAAACUGACGUAUAUAAAGGUCAGCGUGCGUGGAGAGGAUCAGUCCGCCACUCGCUGCUGCUCUACAUAGCCAGCUUUCAGGAGCAAACAAGAACAAAAUGCGCGUGGGAAUCGUGAUGCUCGCCCUGGCCGGGAUGUGCUCUGCCGCCCCCACCUACCAGGACUUCCAGAACAAGUUGCCCCACGUCGCGCCGGGGCAGACCUUCAACUUCCAGUCCAGCUCGUCCACGUCCAACUCCGCCUCGUCCUCCAACCAGGAGUCGUCCUCCACCAGUUUCUCGUCCUCGUCCUCCGGGGUGAACUUCGACACGUCCUCCUCCAACUCGGCUUCGUCUUCGUCAGAUAGUUCUUCGUCGAAUUCCUUCUCUGGAUCUCUCACUGGCGGCGCCGGAGGGAUCGGGUCUCACUCUGCUGGAACCCUAGGAACUUCUGCUGGCGGCUCUACAGGUGCUCUUGCUGGCUCCUCUGCUGGCACCUCUGCUGGCGCUCUUGCUGGCGCCUCUGCUGAUGGCCAAGCCGCUUCUGUUGCCUUUGGAUCCGACGGUCUUGGCGCCGCUGGGGCUCAGGGCGUCGCAUCUUCAACAGGCUUCCAGGAUGGCGUCCAAGGAGGCGCGGUCGGCUUCCAGGGAUCCUCUGGGAGCAUUCACGGGGCAGCUCUUGGUGUUCAGGGGUCUUCCACUGGCUCUCACGGCGGUGCGGUCGGCAUCCAGGGCUCCUCUGCUGGCACCCACGGAAGCGGCUUCCAGUCUGGCGCUCAAGACUCCACGGGCGUAGUCCAGUUUGACUCUCAGGUGUCUUCGGGAGGCUUCGGCGGUCAGGACUCCGCAGUCGCCUUCGGAGCCAGUGGCGCUGACGGCGUCGGAGCUGAGGGCGGCGCCGUGGCCUUCGGUUCGGGGAGCGGAGACGCCGCCGCCCAAGAGUCCUCGGAAGGGUUCGGAAACAGCGGCCGCGAACCCAGUGACGUCAUCGCGCAGAGCUACGGCCUCCCCAACUAAGCUCUCCUAGUCUUAACUGGACUUUAUUUAUCGAAUUAGGUAGAUGGACUGUUCCCUGUGAUACUAAGUGAUAGGCAGUUGAUCGGUGCAUGAUUCGCACUGCACAGUAUUAACAUUGGCAUUAUGUCUGCAUCAAUACCAGCUAUGAAAGCUUUCUGCCACGAACUCUAAUGAUCCUCGAAGUUGCCGUAAUUUAAUCAAAAUAAAAUUAUGACAUUCA